AUGACAACAAGUGCGGAACAACAGAAUGGUUCUGUUGGGACUACAGCUGCAAUGGCAAUUACGUCUUCAAGUCGCAAAACUCCUGCACUGGCGAUGGCACCGGCAGAAAAACCCGGAAAGUUUUUCGGUGUAGACUUUAAGCGUUGGCAGCAGAAAAUAUUCUUCUACAUGACCACACUCAGUUUACAGCGCUUUAUCAACGAAGAUGUUCCAGUUCUGAGAGAAGAAACUCCUAAAAAUGAGCGAUUUGUAGUCACUGAGGCAUGGAAGCAUUCUGACUUCUUAUGCAAAAACUAUAUUUUAAGUUGCUUGAAUGACGACUUGUACAAUGUUUAUAGCGUCAUGAAAACAUCAAGAGAAUUGUGGAAUGCUCUUGAAAAGAAGUACAAGACUGAAGAUGGUGGACUAAAGAAGUUUGCGGCCGCUAAAUUUCUGGAUUUCAAAAUGAUUGACGGUAUGGUCAUAAAUGAAGCGUUUCAAGUUGCGGCAUUUAUUGAAAAGCUACCUCAGCUGUGGAAGGACUUUAAGAAUUAUUUGAAAUAUAAGUGCAAGGAGAUGACGCUUGAAGACCUUAUUGUUCGUCUACGGAUUGAAGAGGACAUCAAGGCUGCUGAGAAGAAGUCUCGUGGAAAUUCAACAAUUAUGGAUGCAAAUAUUAUUGAGGAAGCUUCAACGAGCAAAAAGAGAAAGAAGUCGUCUGGUCCAAAGAAUUACCCAAGCAAAAAUAAGUUCAAAGGUAAUUGCCACAACUGUGGAAAGAUUGGACAAAAGGCUACUGAAUGUCGUGCACCAAAGAAGGACAAAAAGAAAAGUCAAGCAAACAUGAUUGAGAAAAAUGAUGAAAUAGACGAUUUAUGUGCCAUGCUUUCGGAGUGCAACCUAGUCGGAAAUCCUAGAGAAUGGUGA
This is a messenger RNA of Nicotiana tabacum (common tobacco), 906 nucleotides long. Lineage: Eukaryota; Viridiplantae; Streptophyta; Magnoliopsida; Solanales; Solanaceae. The record is from RefSeq and is a predicted model, not a curated record.